Molecule: messenger RNA, 5245 nt
Organism: Artibeus jamaicensis (Jamaican fruit-eating bat)
Lineage: Eukaryota; Metazoa; Chordata; Mammalia; Chiroptera; Phyllostomidae
Gene: LETM2
Product: leucine zipper and EF-hand containing transmembrane protein 2
Exons: 12
Coding region: 694-2169 (491 amino acids)
Biological process (GO): intracellular monoatomic cation homeostasis
Cellular component (GO): mitochondrial inner membrane
Molecular function (GO): ribosome binding
Source: RefSeq, a predicted model, not a curated record
CCGCUCCCGCGGCGCCCAGCUCCGCCCCGCCGGUUUCCCCGGCAGCCUCCGCGAGCCCGGCGCGCCGUCCUCGGCCCCGGACCUCCGCCUCCUGCCCGCCCCACAACUUCGGGGCUCCACUCAGCCUCCACUCCCCCUCUUUCGUGCUGCGCUGCCUUCAGUCUCUCCGCAGCCCGCGCCCGACUUGUCCUCCGCCUUCCGUAAACUCGGGUCUCCAGCGAGGCUCGUCCCCGCGCCCGCGCCGCUCCCGCGCCCGAGUGCAGAGACGCACCCCAGAGCCCGCCGCGGUGGACACGGUCCGCACCAGGCGCGCAAACGCAGCCCGCUGCGGAGAGCGAGGGCGCGCUUUGCCGCCAGCGGGUCAGCCGUGUGCGGGCGGCGGAGGCGUCUUAGGGCCUAGUCCCUGCGUGUGGGCCUGGGCGGGACUCGGCCCCGCCCCCGGAGUGCUCGCCAGCUGGCGGGGUGCCCCGGCCGCUGGGCGGACUCGCCUCCCGGUGGGCUCUGGGCACCCUCCAGCAGGGGAGCGCCUGUUCUUUAGUCUGGGCCGGAUGCGAAAAGUGCAGGGCAGCAGAGUUGACACUACGAGAUGUUAAGGCUCCUUACCGCCCUUGGCAGAAAAGCGCCGCAGGAUGGAAGGUUUCUGUAAAGCUUAUCUAAAGGUCCCUAUGUUGACUAGUUGAGACAAAUACGAAUAUGGCCUUCUACAGUUGUAACACGGUCCUAGCUAUUGCCCGGACAAGAUUCCCUAGCCAUUUUGUCCAUCCUACCUGCUGUUCUCAUUUCCCAUCACUUGCAUUUCUUCACUUGCCAGAGUCCCAUUUAAAUCAAACAUGUAUGAAGAACUAUGGGAGCAAGACGUUCUCCUGUCUUAGUCAGCCAGGCAGUAAAGCACUGUCCUUACAAACUAGGACCACACAACAGCUUCACACGUCAUCCUGCUGGUUCCAAGAGGCCCCGGGGAAACCUCGGCUGGAGCAAGCCCCCAAAAGGCCACAGGAGAUGAGCCCUCAGCCCACAAAAGAGAUUGGUACGAAGCCUCGGGAAGAAAAGCAAUCUUAUGGACAGAAAAUUAUGGCUGAACUUAAAUAUUAUUACAAUGGAUUCUCUUUGCUUUGGUUUGACACCAAAGUUGCUGUAAGAAUGAUUUGGAGGCUGUUGCACGGACAGGUGCUGACCAGGCGAGAGCGACGAAGGCUGUUGAGGACCUGUGUUGAUAUCUUCCGCUUGGUUCCUUUUCUGGUGUUUAUAAUUGUGCCCUUCAUGGAGUUCUUAUUACCAGUGUUUCUGAAACUCUUCCCAGAAAUGUUGCCAUCAACUUUUGAAAGUGAAUCCAAAAAGGAAGAAAAACAGAAAAAGAAAAUGGCUGCCAAGUUGGAACUAGCAAAAUUUCUUCAAGAAACAAUUACAGAAAUGGCAAGGAGGAACAGGGCCAAGCUGGGAGAUGCCUCCACACAGUUCUCGUCCUAUGUCAGACAGGUCCAGACAGGCCACAAGCCCAACACAAAGGAGAUAGUUCGUUUUUCCAAACUAUUUGAGGACCAGCUAACUCUGGAGCACUUAGAUCGACCUCAGCUGGUUGCCCUUUGCAAACUGCUAGAACUGCAGCCUUUUGGAACCAACAAUUUGCUCCGCUUUCAGCUCCUGAUGAGACUGAAGUCUAUAAAAGCAGAUGAUGAAAUGAUCGCCAAAGAAGGGGUGAGUGUCUUAACUGUGUCCGAACUCCAGGCUGCCUGUAGGGCCCGGGGGAUGAGAUCACUGGGUCUCACUGAGGAACAACUGAGACAGCAGCUCAGAGAGUGGCAGGACCUCCACCUGAAGGAGAAUGUCCCCCCUUCUCUUUUGCUCCUGUCACGAACCUUCUACCUGAUAGAUGUGAAGCCAAAGCCAAUUGAGAUCCCACUAAGUGGGGAGGCUGCAAAGAUGGAUAUUCCUGUGGAACCACCUACUUCUCCUGAAUCUAAAGAAAACUUGGUGGACUUAGCACCCCAACUGAAGGGAACUAAGGAUGAAAACUACGUGCAGCUGCCGCCAGCUGUGUCUUCGCCCCCAGCAUCCGCAGCGUCGCUUUCGUUGCCACAAGGGCCCAUCACUUCCGCUGAAGAAGCUACGCUCCAGGCCAAAUCACAGAAGACAACCCAGAACAGCAAGGCUAGUUCCAAAGGAGCGUAAGGACGGCUGGAGGACGCGGCUCGCCCUAUCCGGCUCCCCGCCCUCAGCAGUGGCCUUCUUGAAGGACCUCCCAGCUAAGACUGUCUAGUUUGGGUUGAGGACCUGCCACUUAGUCCUUGGGCAGUCCUUUGAGACCUUGUAAACAUUCCAGAUGAUGUCAGCAGUGAGACCAAGUUCAGCCCGUUUAGAAAAAUAUACUUGCAAAGCCCACUUCCUGUGCCAUUAUGUCAUCCCACUGAACUUUGUGUGAAGCCCCCCUGCCCACACUGUUUUUAACAACUUCAUAUUGUGCCCACGUCCUUUAAGGGAGGAACUGUGCCAUGGAACCGGCUUAGCGACUUAGACGAUUCUGCCUGCUAUGGCUUGGUAACCUGUGUAAGAACUUGAAAACUCCAAAAACCAGUGUAAGCGCACCUGACUGACUCCUUCAGUGAUCCAGCAGUAGGAACAGUACUUUAUGAGAUGGAACGGAUAUUCCCACCGUAAGGUCUUUCUGGGUGUAAUGAAAAAACUUCUUGGAGAAUAAAGUGGGGAGUGAGACUGGCAAUCCGAAAGGCUUGGCUGCUGCUUGGCUGUUCUGUGACUCCCCCCUCUGGGCCUGCAGGAAUCUGGGAGGCGGCCACGAUUCCAGCACAUGUGGCUUUCAUCAGCCACCAUUUUGCUAGGAAACAUAAUUAAGGGUUUAAGGCUUAACCAUUUGUUUGUGCUGGGUGUGUGUUUUCCUGGCCUUUCACAAACAAGACUAUUUGUUAGUCAUAGAGGUUGGUAAAGUCUGAUAUGACCCCUAUGCUACCCAGUAACAAACAUUACAUUCAGGUAUUUGCUACCCAGUAACAAACAUUACAUUCAGGUAUUUGCCUGGUGUUUUCUGGGCUUGUCAAUACUGAAAAGACAACUCCACUGACUGCCACGAAGCCGAGCAGCGGUCUUUCCCUUGAGGAGUGCUUAGGAGGGAAGAGGUGUUUCACCUCUGGAUGACGAAAUUGGGUUUCUUCCCUUGCUGUGAAAUUGCAGUUUGCUGGGAAUCAGUUAGACUAAGUGAAACAAGCAUCUUUGCCCAGGAUCACCUAAACGAGGGCUGAGGGCUGUCGUCAGCACUUCGCAGCAAGGAUAUGUGCUUUUAUAAGCUUCCUAACCCUCCUCUCGGCCAGAGGACAAGCCCCACCAUGUCCCCCGCUGAUGAACUUCAGUUCCUUGAGAACAAGAACCCCUACUAUACAGCAUUCCAGGGAUCGCACCAUUGCCUGGCACGGUGAUUCAUAUUAAUUUCCCCACUUUUAAAAUAAUGGGUGUUUACUUUAAUUAGUUCACAUUUCAAGUGUUGACUGUGGGAAAGGGAUUAGCUACCUGUUGAAUCCUGUUUAAGCUGAAUGAUUCAUCUGUAUUGUUGGGCUACGAUCUUUCUGGUUUGUCCAAGUGGAGUGGGAAUGGGAAAGUCAAGGGGCCCCUGGUCACUUUUGGCUUCAGUUGGCCUUCACCCAUUUUUGCUUCAUAAUCAGGCAUCCAAGCUGUGACACACCUCUGUUCCCAUUCUCAUGAUAGCAGCUCAGAGGAGUCAAGGUCAUUUCUUUGCCCCCAUCACUUAGGCUUGGCUGUUGGCUUCCAUGACUGUCAGCUCCAGCCUCGUGCUACAGCUGAGUUAAAGGUGUUCUGGGGGAUGACUAGCAACAGACUCAGGUGGGGGGCCCAAUCUGCAGCCCUUGCGGAUUCCAGUGAUGUAAAUACCCCCACACGGCAGACCUCAGGCCACCAGCAGGCCACUGAAUAGCAGUUGGAAAAGACGGAGCCAGUCCCAGCACACAGCUCCAGCCCACAGCAGCAGUGAGAGACAAUUAAACCUUGACUCGUCAUGUUCAUUAAACACCUCCCUCCUGUGCACCAGCAGUGUAUGUGAUUCUACUCAUGUUAUGUGGUAGCCUAGAUAGAACGUGCCCAAGACCGAGUCUUCCUGAACACCUGGGUUCUUCCUGACCUUCCCUCUCCCCGGCUGUCACCAGCUGCUGAUAAUCUGAGUAUAAUCUUAGGCCUUUUCUGAACCCAGCCUGAGUGAUCAGUGGUGUCAGACAUGGCCUGUGACUCUGACAUUAAUUCUGCUACAAUGGGUGCUGGAAGCACUUGACAUUCAUGGACCUACACUUCUGCCGUGUCAAAUUCUGUACUCCACUUAUUUUAGUGAUAUCAAAUACUCUGUACUGCUGAAACCUGGGCUAACGAGGUCUCCCAGUCACCAGUACACAGCUAAUGGAACUUCAAAGCAGACCGGCGCGUUAUCUAAUGUGGCCCUCUGGCACCCCCCAGUGGCCACUGAUAAACACAGCGACUUCACUGUCAUUGAGAUAGAUUUCUUGUUUCAUCUGAGGUUCUUACUUACCUGAGAUCAAUACAUUACAUUAGCGGCACCAAGGGACUGAUGACCCCCAGCCUAUGGCAAUUAGGAAAGGCAGAAAGGCAAUAUUGAUUAAUCCUGUGGUAAUCCCAGGCUCUAAUCUCUUAACCCUCAGGAAACCAGCCAAAUUCAGUGCCUCGAUAGCACGUUGUCUUCAUUAGAGAAACCGGAUUCUUUCUCUCCGGAGACCGGGUCUGGUCAUCUAAGUGAAACGGUCAUUUCAUUUUCUCUCAGGUCAAUUUCACUAUCUUUUAUUAGACAGCCAGCUCAAUCUCUGGGGAAAUUCGUGGGUGGUUUGAGUAGUAACAGCAAGGACACCGCUGUUGCGACAGCGCCUUGCAUUUCUCUAGCGUGCCUCCCGAAGGCAUACAGAGCCCUUCACAGAUCCUCCAUCCAUUUCCACAGCGCUGCUUCAAGGGCCAGGGCAGAAGUUACCACCACUCUUUCACAAGGAAAGACACCACUAUCAGGCCUGAAAACAAAUGUUUUUUAAGAGCUAAAAUUCAUUUCCUGGCUCUGUUCACCAAAUUGUGCCUUCAUCAAACACAAACACAAACUGUAAUAUGUUGACAGUUGCAUAUUUACAGAGACACAAGGAAAGAGAACUAAUUUACAAUAGUAGCCAAUACUGUAGCUGACAAAAAAUAGAGAGCUCAGAAGGGAAACAAAGUAGCAAUCUCAUUCUCCCUG